AGGUGAAGCAGGAACCCCCGUGGGCGUGUCCCCGGCGGGGCUCGGGUCCCGGCCUCGCGCGUCCAGGCGGCGCUCCCCAGCCUCAGGGCCUUUAAGUCUCCGUGGCUCCGUGGAGGGAGAUUGGUUCGGUUUGAUUACUUUAGGAAAAAUGACCUUGUCAGCCCAACAGAUACUCAGAUGGUUCAACUCAAUUAAGUCGAGCCACUUCAUUAAUGCCACACAACUCACAAAACGUUUUCCAAGACCAGGGAAAACAUGGUUACAAAGCUCUUCUGCUUGGCCUCAGAUGUCCUCUGACAAUUGUUUUCUCCAGUGGGGAUUUAAGACUUACAGAACUUCCUCCUUAUGGAGUAAUUCCCAGUCUACCAACUCAAAUAGGCAAGAGAAUAAUUCUGCCCAAAGCACUCUACUUCCUUAUGUGAAUGAGCAGUCAGAGAAGACACAGAAGAUGCCCUGCUUUGACUCCGACCUGACUCUAGAAGAACUGGACGAUUUGCCUCCCUUGUCUCCAUUGCAUCCACUUUCUGAAGAAGAGGCUGUUCAGAUUGUUGCACACCCUCCACUGCCUCCAGAUUCAUUCACACUUCGAGACUAUGUAGAUCAUUCUGAGACUCUGCAGAAGUUAGUGCUUUUAGGAGUGGAUUUGUCCAAGAUAGAAAAACAUCCGGAUGCAGCCAACCUUCUUCUAAGACUGGAUUUUGAAAAAGACAUUAAGCAAAUACUCCUGUUUCUCAAGGAUUUGGGUUUAGAGGAUAACCAGUUGGGAACAUUCCUGACUAAAAACUAUGCUGUUUUCUCUGAAGACCUUGAAAAUCUUAAGAUCAGGGUGGCUUAUCUACAAUCAAAAAAUUUUAGUAAGACAGAUAUUGCACAGAUGGUCAGAAAUGCCCCAUUUCUGCUGAAUUUUUCAGUGGAAAGACUGGAUAACAGAUUGGGAUUUUUUCAAAAAGAACUUGAACUUAAUGUGAAGAAGACUAGAGAUCUAGUUGUUCGUCUUCCAAGGCUACUAACUGGAAGUCUGGAACCUGUGAAAGAAAAUAUGAAGGUUUAUCGUCUUGAACUUGGUUUUAAACAUAAUGAAAUUCAGCAUAUGAUCACCAAAAUCCCAAAGAUGCUAACUGCAAAUAAAAGGAAACUUACGGAGACUUUUGAUUAUGUUCACAAUGUGAUGAGCAUUCCCCACCACAUCAUUGUCAAGUUCCCACAGUUGAACAUUGGGAAAGAGGCCUCGAGGUUAUGUGCCAUGCCGAGUAUUAUCACUGUGUCUGGUACAAGCAAGAGGAGAGCUCCAGAACUCACACUAAUAGGUCAUCUGGGUCUUUCCAGAAGUCUCCCAGAUGUCUUGACCUCUUGCACAGGUAUUUAACACAAGGUUGUUUAAAAUCAAAGAAAGACACCUAUUUCUUACCUAUUUGGGAAGAGCACAGUAUGAUCCAGCAAAACCUAAUUACAUCUCUUUGGACAAAUUAGUAUCUAUUCCUGAUGAAAUAUUUUGUAAAGAG
Molecule: messenger RNA, 1502 nt
Organism: Ictidomys tridecemlineatus (thirteen-lined ground squirrel)
Lineage: Eukaryota; Metazoa; Chordata; Mammalia; Rodentia; Sciuridae
Gene: Mterf3
Product: mitochondrial transcription termination factor 3
Biological process (GO): mitochondrial ribosome assembly; regulation of DNA-templated transcription; mitochondrial transcription
Cellular component (GO): mitochondrion
Molecular function (GO): double-stranded DNA binding
Source: RefSeq, a predicted model, not a curated record